This is a messenger RNA of Penicilliopsis zonata CBS 506.65, 1964 nucleotides long. RefSeq lists its product as hypothetical. Gene Ontology annotation, molecular function: metal ion transmembrane transporter activity. Gene Ontology annotation, cellular component: membrane. NCBI's taxonomy places the organism in Eukaryota, Fungi, Ascomycota, Eurotiomycetes, Eurotiales, Aspergillaceae. Gene Ontology annotation, biological process: transmembrane transport; metal ion transport. The coding region runs from base 309 to 1829 and encodes 506 amino acids. The transcript is spliced from 7 exons. The record is from RefSeq and is a predicted model, not a curated record.
UUAUAAUUCAAUAUAUUCAAAAUGAGCCGACAUUUUGUGGUGUUUGUAUAGAAUUGGAGCAGUUGAGAUAUCACUCCAUCGCCCUUUCUCCAGAGCAGCUGCGCGACAGGGAAAGGCAUGCUUUUGAAUACAGGGCUCUCGAUCCUGCCGAGUCUUAUGCAAAAGAAAUCACCCCCAAAAGCCCUGAACAGAGACUGAAAUAUUCCAUCCCCCAGGAUGGAAGGAUUCAACAUGGAUUCGACUUCCACUGGGCUGCACGGGUAGGUCUCUUCCCUGCAGACAUCGACGUGCACAGACUGGAGUCAUUUAUGGACAAUAUGGAGGGUUAUAAUGAGUUCGCCGUCCUGGACAUUGAUCCCUCGACGGAUGGUACCUGGAUAUGGCAUAAUUUGAAGAGUCGCUGUAUCAAUGCCACUAGACCUGCCGAUGAUCCUAUUGACAUAAGAUCUGAAGAGAUCCAUGAUGAGACAGCUCUCUCCGAGUGGUUAAACAGGAACCCAUUUGGUCAAACCAGCGGUUACGGGACAGCCCCCUGGCAACGGAUCAUAAUCUACCAGGGUCUCUUCCCCGAUUCAGCAGAGGGAUUCCCCUUUGAUCUGUAUGGCGAGUACGACGAUCCAGUCGGCCUAGCGACCAGAAUGCAUGUCUCUGGGGAGCGACGGGGAGACAGCGAAGCAAGCAAUCCAUACCGAAAUCCCAGCACAGCCUUCCAUAUCACAUUCUAUGAAAAGGCCCGGUCAGUGAUUAAUAGGAAGGACGUGAAGAUUGGUCACUUGUACAGCAAGGAGGGUGGGCAGAAUGACACGGCCUUCUAUAAGAGUUCCGUCACGAUUAUUACUGCCGGCGGAGAUCUGGAAAUGAAUGGACGUCGCAUGGAUGGGGGAAAAUGCUGGACCAUCCUUGUCCUCGCUCCUCCACGGUUCUUCGACUAUCAGGUAUCCUUCACGCCUCAGAACCCAAUCUUUGUGGAGAUGAGAGCUGGUGAAAGAUCUCUCUAUGCGGCCGAGCUCUUGUGCAUCGUCUUCACACUCAAGAAAGUCGAGGCGGAUUGGAGAGGGUUCUAUGACUAUAUCGAAAGCCUGCUGGUGGAGGAUUUCAUGGAUCCCAAGGAAUACACCAAGCUGCUCUUCGAUGACGAGACGUUCAGCCGGUCAAGACUUUAUUUCUGGAUCCUCGGCUGUCUCACCGAGUUUGAUAUCACCAUCGACGACAAUAUCACACAGUGGAAGCUCUGGAGACAGGCUCGGAUCGCACAUAUUUUCGAGCCCAGAGUUGAGGUAUUCGACGACUUGAACAGGCUGCAAGAGCUCUGUAUAGAGGCAGACGGAAUUUGCCAGAGUCUGGAGAAUCUCCAGACCCAGUUUCGCCACAAGGUAGAGACGGUCAAGGCCUUGCGGGACGGCCUCUUCAAUGCCAGUGCUUUAAUGGAGAGUCGCUCUUCCACUCGCCUGGGUCAGAAUGUGCAGCUGCUCACCUAUGUCAGCAUCUUCUACCUGCCAUUAGCCUUCUGUGCAUCCCUCUGGGCCAUUCCGAAUAUCACCCAGAGCCACACGCAGGCUCCAUUCAUCAUCACGGCUGUCCUGGUCGGCUGCGUCACGUAUGCGGUGGUCUUCAAUCUUGGCAACAUCGCUGAAUUACUGGGAAAGGUGUACUUUAGAUGGAGAUCGCAGCUGCUGCAGGAGAUGAAAGAUGACCCGGAUGAUGCCUGGCAAAAGACUGGAGAUCGGUUUGAGGAGUUCCCGCCGCAUGAAGCUCAGAAAACCCCGUCCGAGUGGAAGAUUGUCCAAUAUCAAAUCCACAGGAUGCUUCGGGGGAAGGCUAGACAGUGACAGUCCUGGUGUUGUAUAGUGAGAAGUAUUAGCAGAUAUAAGUUUCUUGAUAAUGAUUACAAGUUAUACAAGGUAUAGUCUAGUUACUCACUAGAUUUAAGACGAGAAAGAUAUACAGCUCUAAUAGUAUAUAGU